Molecule: messenger RNA, 2426 nt
Organism: Rhinolophus ferrumequinum (greater horseshoe bat)
Lineage: Eukaryota; Metazoa; Chordata; Mammalia; Chiroptera; Rhinolophidae
Gene: ZDHHC13
Product: zinc finger DHHC-type palmitoyltransferase 13
Exons: 17
Coding region: 97-1965 (622 amino acids)
Biological process (GO): protein palmitoylation
Cellular component (GO): Golgi membrane
Molecular function (GO): palmitoyltransferase activity; protein binding
Source: RefSeq, a predicted model, not a curated record
GGCCACGAGCAGGAAGUGGGAUAGAGGCGGCGUGAGGCGGGCUGGCGAGCGGGCUGCAGUCGCUACUUUUGCCUAGUCUACACCGCCACCGGGGAGAUGGAGGGGCCGGGUCUGGGAUCUCAGUGCAGGAAUCACAGCCAUGGCCCCCACCCUCCGGGAUUUGGUCGACAUGGGGUGUGUGCUCACGAACACAAAGAACUUGCCAAGGCCAGAGAAGCUCUUCCUCUUAUAGAGGACUCUAGUAACUGUGACAUUGUAAAAGCUACUCAAUACGGGAUUUUCGAACGCUGUAAAGAGUUGGUAGAAGCAGGAUAUGAUGUCAGGCAACCAGACAAAGAAAAUGUGUCGCUUCUUCAUUGGGCUGCUAUUAACAACAGGCUGGAUCUUGUAAAGUUUUAUAUUUCAAAAGGUGCUGUGGUAGAUCAGUUAGGUGGAGAUUUAAAAUCAACUCCUCUUCACUGGGCCAUCAGACAAGGGCAUUUACCUAUGGUCAUAUUAUUACUACAGUAUGGUGCAGACCCCACUCUCAUCGAUGGAGAGGGAUUCAGCAGCAUCCACUUGGCAGUAUUAUUUCAACACAUGCCAAUCAUAGCAUAUCUCAUCUCCAAAGGACAGAGUGUGAAUAUGACAGAUUUAAAUGGGCAGACACCUCUUAUGUUAUCAGCUCACAAAGUACUUGGGCCAGAACCAACUGGAUUUCUUUUAAAGUUUAAUCCUUCUCUCAAUGUGGUUGAUAAAAUACACCAAAACACUCCACUUCACUGGGCAGUUGCAGCAGGAAAUGUUAAUGCAGUAGAUAAACUUUUGGAAGCUGGUUCUAGCCUGGAUAUCCGAAAUGUUAAGGGAGAAACACCUCUUGACAUGGCUCUACAAAACAAAAAUCGGCUCAUUAUUCAUAUGCUAAAAACAGAAGCUAAAAUGAGAGCCAACAAAAAAUUCAGACUUUGGAGGUGGCUGCAGAAAUGCGAGCUCUUCCUGCUGCUGAUGGUUUCUGUGGUUACCAUGUGGGCUGUUGGAUACAUACUGGACCUCAAUUCAGAUUCUUGGCUUUUAAAAGGAUGUCUUCUAGUAACGUUGUUUUUUCUGACAUCUUUGUUUCCAAGGUUCUUGGUCGGGUAUAAGAGCCUUGUAUACAUACCAACGGUCUUUCUGCUAAGUUCCAUGUUUUGGAUAUUUGUGACUUGGUUCAUCUUAUUCUUUCCUCAUCUAGCAGGUACCCCUUUUAAUUUUGCUUUCAUUCUCAGCAUAAUAGGCUUCCACUACUUUUUCUAUAAGACUUGGGCAACAGAACCAGGCUUCAUUAAGGCUUCUGAAGAAGAAAGGAAAACGAAUAUCAUCACCCUCGCAGAGACAGGCUGUCUGGACUUCAGAACGUUUUGUACAUCGUGUCUUAUAAGGAAGCCAUUAAGGUCACUCCAUUGCCAUGUGUGCAACUCCUGUGUGGCUCGAUAUGAUCAACACUGCCUGUGGACUGGACGGUGCAUAGGUUUUGGCAACCAUCACUAUUACAUACUCUUUUUAUUUUUCCUUUCCAUCGUGUGUGACUGGAUUAUAUAUGAGUCUUUCAUGUAUUGGUCAAGUCAUUGUGCCACAACAUUCAGAGAAGAUGGACUAUGGACCUACCUCAAUCAGAUUGUGGCUUGUUCCCCUUGGGUUUUAUAUAUCUUCAUGCUAGCAACGUUCCAUUUCUCAUGGUCAACAUUUUUAUUAUUAAAUCAGCUCUUCCAGAUUGCUUUUCUGGGCCUGACCUCCCAUGAGAGAACCAACCUGCUGAAGCAGAGCAGGCAUAUGAAACAGCCGUUGUCCCUCAGGAGGACACCAUACAACCUUGGGUUCACACAGAACCUUGCAGAUUUCUUUCAGUGCGGCUGCUUUGGUUUGGUGAAGCCCUGUGCAAUAGACUGGACGUCACAAUACACCAUGGUCCUUCACCCAGCGAAGGAGAAAGUUCUUCGCUCAGUAUGAAGAAAAGCAACCCAGAGCUCUCACUCUGAUUUGUUUGUUUUUAAGUUCAUGCCCUGUGGUCUGAAAGUGAAGUGAAGAUUUAGAGGUCACCUAAGCCCAGAGGAAAACACAGGUGGUUUUUAAAGUCGUUUGGUGAAAACAUAAGUUCUCGAUAAAGGCACUACACUUUUUUUAGAUUUAGCAAGAUGGACUGUUCCUAAGCAAUCUUGGCAGACAUCUGAACAACUUUUAUAUUUUUCACAAAUGCAACUUACUUUUGGGGGGGGAUAAUAUUCACUAAUUAUGAGUAAAUGUGAUAUUUUCAGAUACUGUAUUGGCUGUUUCAAAUAGUACUAUUCUUUAAACUUGUAAUUUUUGAUAAAUUAUUUGUCUUUGUUUUAUCUAUAAAUAUGUAAAAAAGUAUUUAAAUAGACAUACCUGUUUUGCUUUCACACUUAAUAAAAAAAUUUUUUUGUAGUUGA